AGCCAGACAGCCAAGUGCUCCAGGUCUUUUCCUAGCAGUUACUCGAAUCCGUCUGGUUCUCUUUUACUUAGUGACUGACAGUGAGCGUCUUCUCCCACCCCAAUCAGCACCUCCCCUGCCUUACUAGACUCUGAGCGUGGUUCAGAAAAGAAAGCAAAGCGGUCCUGCAGACCUAGGGAUAUAGAAAAGAAGCCGCCUGUAGUAAUUUACUUUAAAAAGAAAAAAAAAAAAAAAAAGCCCAGAGGGCUAAAGUCUUCCCCCACACCCUUCUCCUCCCCUUUCCCUUUCCUUCCCCUCCUCCUCCUCCAUCUUCCUUGAGCUGCUGAGAUUCUCCUACGUCCAGCCGCUACGCUGAUCCGAAGGGGGAAAGAGCUGGUCUCUGAAAGAUGGCGAGGAGUCGUCACCGCUUUCUCCUUCUGCUGCUGAGCUACCUGGGGGUAGUUCUGGGCUAUCACAAUGCUUAUGGAUUCUCUACCCCAAGAAACCAUCAAGUUGUUACAGCAAUAGAGUUUCAAGAAGCAAUUUUAUCCUGUAAGUACCAAAGGAAAACAUCUCCUUCAAGAUUAGAAUGGAAGAAACUUGGACCCAGUGUCUCCUUUGUCUAUUAUCAACAAGCUUUUCAAGGUAACUUUAAGAAUCGAGCUGAGAUGCUCAAUUUCAGCAUCAGAAUUAAAAAUGUGACUAGAAAAGAUGCUGGACAGUAUCGCUGUGAAGUUAGUGUACCAUCUGACCAAGGCCAAAACCUUGAAGAAGAUAUUAUUACUUUGGAAGUAUUAGUGGCACCUGGUGUUCCAUUAUGUGAAGUCCCCAGCUCAGCUCUGAGUGGAACUGUAGUGGAAUUAAAAUGUCAAGAUAAAGAAGGUUUUCCAGCUCCUGAGUACACUUGGUUCAAGAAUGGUGUUCAUUUACUAGAAAAUCCCAAAACUGGCCACAAAACAACCAACAUUUCUUACACAAUGAAUAGAAAAACUGGAACUCUGCAAUUUAACAGUGUUUCAAAACUUGACACUGGAGAGUAUUUUUGUGAAGCCCGCAAUUCAGUUGGAUAUCACAGGUGUCCUGGGAAACAAAUGCAAGUCGAUGAUCUCAACAUAAAUGGCAUCUUAGGAGCUGUCGUAACUGUGGCCUUAUUGAUUCUGUUUUGUGGCCUUGGGGCUUGUUAUGCUCAGAAAAAAGGUUAUUUUACAAAAGAAAACUCCUUUCAGAAGAACAAUUCAGACUCUAAAGCUGCUAAAAUGAGUGAAUGUGAUUUCAAGCACACAAAGUCCUUUGUAAUUUAGAAGACUUCUUACUUUGAGAUAUACCCAAACCACUGUUUGUUAAACAAACUAUUAAAAAUGAUAUUUUAAAAAA
Sarcophilus harrisii (Tasmanian devil) is the source of this 1353-nucleotide messenger RNA. RefSeq names its product junctional adhesion molecule 2 (gene JAM2). The record is from RefSeq and is a predicted model, not a curated record. The transcript has 10 exons. Gene Ontology annotation, cellular component: tight junction; protein complex involved in cell adhesion; cell surface. Gene Ontology annotation, biological process: leukocyte tethering or rolling. Lineage: Eukaryota; Metazoa; Chordata; Mammalia; Dasyuromorphia; Dasyuridae. Bases 387 to 1280 code for a protein of 297 amino acids.